Molecule: messenger RNA, 1184 nt
Organism: Dermacentor silvarum
Lineage: Eukaryota; Metazoa; Arthropoda; Arachnida; Ixodida; Ixodidae
Product: papilin-like
Exons: 5
Coding region: 90-1184 (364 amino acids)
Molecular function (GO): serine-type endopeptidase inhibitor activity
Source: RefSeq, a predicted model, not a curated record
GUCAACAUAUCUGCUAGUCACAGCAUUUAUUUCUUGUUUUCUCGAUGGAAAAUUGAAUCUUCAGAACACUUCGAAGCAGUCGCCUAGGUAUGAGACCCAAAAGCAGCUUCCUUGUUCUUCUCGUUUGCGUUACGUCUGUCCAAGCAUGGGGCGUGAAAGCACCGAAACCUAAACCAACACGACCAGAAUACUGUGAAAAACCACCAUUUCUAGGGAGCUGCCAACCAAUAGUGAGACAUUGGUACUAUGACACUACAGCAAAGCGCUGUCAACAGAUAAGUGUUGGCUUGUGCCCGACAGGCAGCAACUGGUUUGUCUCGGAAGAAAAGUGCAAGACAGUCUGCGAAAGAGUCACUAAGGACGUCCCAGUAGCGUGUUUGAAACCACCUGUCACUGUCUCCUGUGGUCAGGUGCGCCACGCUUGGUACUUUGACCGUAAUAGCACUAGCUGUAAAAUGCUCAGCUACACAGAUCCCGCUUGCGAUAGCGCUGGGAACCGCUUUCUGACAGAAAUGAAGUGCCAGGGGGUUUGCCUGCCAACAGUAAAGCCAAAAUCCAUCUGCAGCAUGGAUCCUGAACCAGAUAGGUGUUUCCUGAGCAAAAAGCAGUGGUUCUUUAAUUUUAGAAAUAACACCUGCAUGAAAUUCCAGAAAGGUUGCGGAAAAGGUGCCAACAGCUUCUCCACGUACGAUAAGUGCAUGUGGAUGUGCAGCUAUAACCAAGCCACGGCUGCCUUCCCAACUGGCAAACAAAUACUCCAGAAUGAGCAACCGCCCCUAGGUAAACCCGAUGUGCCUAACCAGGUUGGCGCAGUCAGUCCACCAGCCCAGCCCGCUCAGCCUAGCGUACCUGUACAACCUGGCCAACCAAGCAAACCGAGCUUAGGCUUACCCAACCAACAUGGUCCUUCCGGCCUGCCCCUCCUAAGCGCCGGAUCAAGUCACCCUGGCCAACCUAGCCUAAUAGGGCCUCCCGGUCACGCCAGUUCUACUUUACCGCCCAGUACACCAGCUCAAUCUAGUCAAUCUAGCAGCAUACCCAGCACCGGCUUACCCGCUCAACCAGGCCAAUUCCCUCAAAGCAGUGUACCAGGUCACCGUAAUCAAAUUGGCUCGACGGGAAAACCCGGUCAAGCAAACCCUAUCUUCCCGCCCAGCACCUCCAUCCCUAUCCGGUCAGUCUAG